Molecule: messenger RNA, 972 nt
Organism: Brassica oleracea var. oleracea
Lineage: Eukaryota; Viridiplantae; Streptophyta; Magnoliopsida; Brassicales; Brassicaceae
Exons: 5
Coding region: 124-795 (223 amino acids)
Biological process (GO): ubiquitin-dependent protein catabolic process via the multivesicular body sorting pathway
Cellular component (GO): ESCRT I complex
Molecular function (GO): ubiquitin binding
Source: RefSeq, a predicted model, not a curated record
GGGGGGGGGGUUUAGGAUAGACGUAUCCUUAUAUCCAAGCAGAUCUUUAAUUCUGUAUCUUCUUCUUCUUCUUCAUCGCUGAUUUCAAUCAAAAGCCGUCUCUUGUCUGCAAAUAACUCGACAAUGGAUUACGACUACAGGAAUAAGUUUGGGGCCUCCUACGCUCGGCCUAUGUACGGACCUCCCUCUAUAUCUCCUUCUCCACCAUCUACCCACCCUAUGUACGGAUACCCCAAUAUCGGCCAACAAAGCGGUCACGGCCACCAAUUUUUCCCUCCGCCGGAGAGAAAUCAAUCGUUUCAACACAACUCUUCUCCGUCCCCUUUUUCUUCUUCAUCUGGAUUAGGGAUCAAGGUGACUCUGAAGCCUGAGUAUCGUAUUACUCCUCCGCCUCAGUUGUUGCCUCGAGCUGGAGAUAUUCCUCGUAGCGGUUUUCAGUUCGAUUUCUGUCUGGAGAGGGCAGUCCUUGCGGAGGCUGAGAAAGACAACCCUGACUGGAGCAAGUUUGGCUCCGACAUUCCUCCACCGUCUAACUUUCCACAACCACCACCAGUACCUUCAAUGGGUGUGGAUCCUCUAGUGAUGAAGUAUACUGCGUCUGGGCUUAACCGAGAAGCUGUCAACAUUGCGGUUGCAAACUAUGGUGAUAAUCCCACAAAGGUUCAGGAAUUUGCAAAUGGGUUCGCAGCGAUGCGGGAGAUGGGGUUUCCAACAAACGCUGUUGCAGAAGCUCUCUUCAUGUUUGACAACGACACUGACAAAGCUUUGUCACAUUUGCUCCAUGGUUCUUCUUGAACUUGCUUUACAGUAUUUUCUUCUAUUUUUUACAUAAAGUAAACAUCAGGAUUUGACUAACAUAAAGAUUGAAAAAGUACACAUUUUUUUUUACUGUGUAAAUGGAUGAUUUGUUUUGGGCAAGUGAAAAUGUAUAAUUUUCACUGCUCCCAUUUUAAAGGAACUGAUGAUUAGAUA